GGAACGGCCAUGGUCUAGCAUAUUAAAAAUAUAAAAUUAUCAUCUUUCAUCUUUCCAUACACAAAAUGUGUAAAAAUGAUAAAAUAUUUUCAACUUUCACAAUAUAGGAAUUUUCUUAAAAAUUCUAAAAAUUCUUCUCGAACGCUUUUUUCAAUUCAUCACCAUCACCCAAAUCACCCAUCUACCAUCCUUCGCAAAUAUUAUCCUCCUCUAGGUAGUACCCACAUUCGUGUCCUACACAUGAAACGCAAGUUGUACCAGGACAUGUGGAAGGCAUGGCCCCUGUAUUACAGGCUCCCCAUUAGUAUCAUAAUAGUAUACACACUUUAUAAGCAGUGCGAUAACGCCAUCUACAAAUAUCGAAAGACACGAAAAGAAAAAUCUUCCUCCAGGAACGCCACUGGCUUUAGAAACGAGAGCGACGUUGACGAGGAUGAGAUAAGAACUUUGGAAGACGAAGUUAAGCUAGCUUACCGUUGGCAAGUAUCAAUAUACAAAUUAUUGCCUCUUAGGGUAGUUUCACGUUUUUGGGGCUACAUAAAUAAUAUAGACUUACCAUACUGGUUAAGACAACCAUUGCUUCUCACUUAUGUCUGGUGCUACAAUAUUAACCUAAAUGAGGCACAAAUUGAAGAUUUAAAUAAAUAUAAAAACUUGGGACAACUCUUUUGCAGGAAGCUGAAACCAAAUGUUAGACCUAUAGAUGAAGACAGUGAUUUAAUCAGUCCCGUCGACGGUAAGGUACUUCAUUGCGGCCUGGUGCGGCACGACGACCUUAUAGAGCAAGUCAAGGGGGUUAAAUAUUCGCUCUCCCAAUUUUUGGGGCCCGGGUGCGAACGCAUACUGGACCUGCACCUCAGGAUAAAACGCUUACCGCCUCCUAUCCGCAACGCCUCUUCGCCAGACCUGUUGCUCAAUACUCCUAAGAGCGAUGCCUCCUACGAUAUAGACAAGGAUACCGAUGCCAUUUGUGCCUACAACUCACUCACCGUUUCCGACAGCUAUAACCCCUUAUUGGCUGCCCUAAAUAUGGAUUUCCCCAAUUCCAAUUCGACGCUCGCGGUCAAACAAGGAAGAGGGAGUUGGGCGUCCAUACAGGAUUCCGAUUUUUACAAGGCUCCCCCAAGCAUUUUCAAAGAUGACGACGAUCAUUUUUCCUUCCCUUCCACUCGUUCCAUCAGUGCCGAAUCUAGCUCUCGUGGUAGCAUAUCUAAAUACGAUCUCGCCAUUCCUCAACAAGAGCUGAUUCGCCACUACGACAAAAUCUCGAAAAAUUCGAGCGCGGAACCGACGACAGAUAUAACGACCGACAUGGAAGAUUUGGCGUCUAAGACGGUCGAGCAAAUAUUGUUGACGACUCAGACCGGCGAAGAGAUCGUCAAGAAAACGCGGGACAUGCUCUGCCUGUCGCCAGCCAACGAACUCUACUACUGUAUAGUUUAUCUGGCCCCGGGCGACUACCACGGUUUUCAUUCCCCUGUAGAUUGGAUCGUAAUCCAUAGGAGGCAUUUCCCGGGAGAAUUGUUCAGCGUAUGCCCUAGCAUAGUUAGAUGGAUCCAGGGACUCUUCAAUUUCAACGAGAGGGUAGUUUUCACUGGAACAUGGAAGUACGGAUUUUUCUCUAUGGCGGCCGUUGGAGCUACCAACGUCGGUUCCAUCAAAAUCGGUAUCGAUAAGGAUCUCAAGACCAAUCUAAAGCGUUGGAAGCCGGGUACCUUUUUCGACAAAAUUUUCGAGAAAGAAAUAAUGCCCCAAAAAGAAAACGUCGACAUUUCGACCGACAAGAGUGACAGUCCCGAUUUGAUCCAAAAUUCUGCAUCAACGAACAAGGCAAAUAAUGCUUCUGCUCGAAAUGGCGAAAAUUACGACGCCAAGUCGCUCAUUUAUCCCGACGCCGAUUCCAGUACCGAAAAUUUUUUCGUCCAACGGAAGUUGCUCUCCCAAAAUUCUUCCGGCAUCUCAUCCGAAGAUUCUUCCAUCAACGCUAGCGAGGACGACAACGGGGGAGGUAUCUUCAUCAAGAGGGGCCAAUAUUUUGGCGAGUUCAACCUUGGUUCCACCAUCGUGCUGAUAUUCGAAGCUCCGGCCCAUUUUAAGUUUAACCUAGAUUUCGAUCAAACCUUGAAGAUGGGUCAAUCUUUGGGAGGUCCAGUCAGACUCUCAUGAAGAUUUUAAAUCAUGUUCUUUCUUUCUUUUUUGUGCGGACCUGUGUGGCCUCCCAAUGCAAUAUAUUUUCUUUUUUAGAGAACCUCGAAUUUCCGUAACCCAACUCGGGUUAUUUUUGAAUCAGCUGAGAACAAUCCCAUUUUGUCGAUUAUCACGUGACUUCUAAUAUCUACGAAUACACUUUUUAACCGCCUUAUCAAAAAUUUACCCCGCGAAAAUAUUAAUAAACAUUUAUUUUUUUAAAAUAAAAAAAAUUAUAUUAGAAUAAAAUUCUCUCAUCAUUCACUACUUUUCUUCCUGUGAA
Messenger RNA from Gordionus sp. m RMFG-2023, 2470 nucleotides. RefSeq lists its product as uncharacterized. The transcript is spliced from 8 exons. Gene Ontology annotation, cellular component: mitochondrion. NCBI's taxonomy places the organism in Eukaryota, Metazoa, Nematomorpha, Gordioida, Chordodea, Parachordodidae. The record is from RefSeq and is a predicted model, not a curated record. Gene Ontology annotation, biological process: phosphatidylethanolamine biosynthetic process. The coding region runs from base 76 to 2166 and encodes 696 amino acids. Gene Ontology annotation, molecular function: phosphatidylserine decarboxylase activity.